Molecule: messenger RNA, 3506 nt
Organism: Lynx canadensis (Canada lynx)
Lineage: Eukaryota; Metazoa; Chordata; Mammalia; Carnivora; Felidae
Gene: SLC4A4
Product: solute carrier family 4 member 4
Exons: 26
Coding region: 64-3309 (1081 amino acids)
Biological process (GO): bicarbonate transport; monoatomic anion transport; regulation of intracellular pH
Cellular component (GO): basolateral plasma membrane; plasma membrane
Molecular function (GO): solute:inorganic anion antiporter activity; monoatomic anion transmembrane transporter activity; sodium:bicarbonate symporter activity
Source: RefSeq, a predicted model, not a curated record
GCCGCUGCAGCCCCACACUCCGCCGCCAACCUGGAGGAGCGACGGAAGGCGGACCCCAGGAGGAUGGAGGAUGAAGCUGUCCUGGACAGAGGAGCCUCCUUCCUUAAACAUGUGUGUGAUGAAGAAGAAGUAGAAGGCCACCACACCAUCUACAUUGGGGUCCAUGUGCCGAAGAGCUACAGGAGAAGGAGACGCCACAAGAGAAAGACAGGGCACAAAGAAAAGAAGGAAAAAGAAAGAAUCUCUGAGAACUACUCUGAUAAGUCAGAUGUGGAAAAUGCAGAUGAAACCAGCAGCAGCAUCCUCAAACCUCUCAUCUCUCCUGCUGCAGAACGUAUCCGAUUCAUCUUGGGUGAGGAGGAUGACAGCCCCACACCCCCUCAACUCUUCACUGAACUGGAUGAGCUGCUGGCUGUGGAUGGGCAGGAGAUGGAGUGGAAGGAGACAGCGAGGUGGAUUAAAUUUGAAGAAAAAGUGGAACAGGGUGGGGAAAGAUGGAGCAAGCCCCAUGUGGCCACAUUGUCCCUUCACAGCUUAUUUGAGCUGAGGACCUGUAUGGAGAAAGGAUCCAUCAUGCUUGACAGGGAGGCUUCUUCUCUCCCACAGUUGGUGGAGAUGAUUGUUGACCAUCAGAUUGAGACAGGCCUAUUGAAACCUGACCUUAAGGAUAAGGUGACCUAUACUUUGCUCCGGAAGCACCGGCAUCAAACCAAGAAAUCCAACCUUCGAUCCCUGGCUGACAUUGGGAAGACAGUCUCCAGUGCAAGUAGGAUGUUUACCAACCCUGAUAAUGGUAGCCCAGCCAUGACCCAUAGGAAUCUGACUUCCUCCAGUCUGAAUGACAUUUCCGAUAAACCAGAGAAGGACCAGCUGAAGAAUAAGUUCAUGAAAAAACUUCCACGUGAUGCAGAAGCCUCCAACGUGCUUGUUGGGGAGGUUGACUUCUUGGAUACUCCUUUCAUUGCCUUUGUUCGGCUCCAGCAGGCGGUCAUGCUGGGUGCCCUGACUGAGGUCCCUGUGCCCACAAGGUUCUUGUUCAUUCUCUUAGGUCCUAAGGGGAAAGCCAAGUCCUAUCAUGAGAUCGGCAGAGCCAUUGCCACCCUGAUGUCUGACGAGGUGUUCCAUGACAUUGCUUAUAAAGCUAAAGACAGGCAGGACCUGAUUGCUGGUAUCGACGAGUUCCUCGAUGAAGUCAUUGUUCUUCCACCUGGGGAAUGGGACCCAGCAAUCAGGAUAGAGCCUCCUAAAAGCCUUCCAUCAUCUGACAAAAGAAAGAAUAUGUACUCAGGCGGAGAGAAUGUUCAGAUGAAUGGGGACACACCUCACGACGGAGGCCACGGAGGAGGAGGAGGAGGACAUGCGGAUUGUGAAGAAUUGCAGCGAACUGGACGGUUCUGUGGUGGACUCAUUAAGGACAUAAAGAGGAAAGCACCAUUUUUUGCCAGUGAUUUUUAUGAUGCUUUAAAUAUUCAGGCUCUUUCAGCAAUUCUCUUCAUUUAUCUGGCAACUGUAACUAAUGCUAUCACUUUUGGAGGACUGCUUGGGGAUGCCACUGACAACAUGCAGGGCGUGUUGGAGAGCUUCCUGGGCACAGCUGUCUCUGGGGCCAUCUUUUGCCUGUUUGCCGGUCAACCACUCACGAUUUUGAGCAGCACAGGACCUGUCCUUGUCUUUGAGAGGCUUCUAUUCAAUUUCAGCAAGGAUCAUAAUUUUGACUAUCUGGAGUUUCGCCUUUGGAUUGGCUUGUGGUCAGCCUUCUUGUGUCUCAUUUUGGUAGCCACAGAUGCCAGCUUCUUGGUUCAGUACUUCACUCGCUUCACAGAAGAGGGCUUCUCUUCUCUGAUUAGCUUCAUCUUUAUCUACGAUGCUUUCAAGAAGAUGAUCAAGCUAGCUGACUACUACCCCAUCAACUCCAACUUCAAAGUGGGCUACAAUACUCACUUUUCCUGUGCCUGUGUGCCUCCUGACCCAGUUAAUAUCUCAAUAUCUAAUGACACUACACCGGCUCCAGAGGAUUGGCCAACUGUUUCUUCUACUGACAUGUACCAUAAUGCUACCUUUGACUGGGCAUUUUUGUCGACGAAGAAGUGUUUGAAAUACGGAGGAAAGCUCGUGGGGAACAACUGUGAUUUUGUUCCUGACAUCACUCUCAUGUCUUUCAUCCUCUUCUUGGGCACCUACACCUCUUCUAUGGCUCUGAAAAAAUUCAAAACGAGUCGUUAUUUUCCAACCACGGCAAGAAAACUGAUCAGUGACUUCGCCAUUAUCUUGUCCAUUCUAAUCUUUUGUGUAAUAGAUGCCCUGGUGGGUGUGGAUACUCCAAAACUAAUUGUGCCAAGUGAGUUCAAGCCAACAAGUCCAAACCGAGGUUGGUUUGUCCCACCAUUUGGAGGAAACCCCUGGUGGGUGUACCUUGCAGCUGCGAUCCCUGCUUUGUUGGUCACCAUUCUGAUUUUCAUGGACCAGCAAAUCACAGCUGUGAUUGUGAACAGGAAAGAGCAUAAACUCAAGAAAGGAGCUGGAUAUCACCUGGAUCUCUUCUGGGUGGCCAUCCUCAUGGUGGUGUGCUCUUUCAUGGCUCUUCCGUGGUAUGUGGCUGCAACUGUCAUUUCCAUUGCUCACAUUGACAGUUUGAAGAUGGAGACCGAGACUUCUGCACCUGGAGAACAACCAAAGUUUCUAGGAGUGAGAGAACAAAGAGUCACUGGAACCCUCGUGUUUAUUCUGACUGGUCUGUCAGUCUUUAUGGCUCCCAUCUUGAAGUUUAUUCCCAUGCCUGUACUGUAUGGCGUGUUCCUGUAUAUGGGGGUAGCAUCCCUUAAUGGUGUACAGUUCAUGGAUCGUCUGAAGCUGCUUCUGAUGCCCCUGAAGCAUCAGCCAGACUUUAUCUACCUGCGCCAUGUCCCCCUGCGCAGAGUCCACCUGUUCACUUUCCUGCAGGUGUUAUGUCUAGCCCUGCUCUGGAUCCUCAAGUCCACUGUGGCUGCUAUCAUUUUCCCAGUCAUGAUCUUGGCACUUGUAGCUGUCAGAAAAGGCAUGGACUACCUCUUCUCCCAACAUGACCUCAGCUUCCUCGAUGAUGUCAUUCCAGAAAAGGACAAGAAAAAGAAGGAAGAUGAGAAGAAAAAGAAAAAGAAGAAAGGAAGUCUGGACAGUGACAAUGAUGAUUCUGACUGCCCAUACUCAGAAAAAGUUCCAAGUAUUAAAAUUCCAAUGGACAUCAUGGAACAGCAACCUUUCCUAAGAGAUAGCAAACCUUCCGACAGAGAAAGAUCACCAACAUUCCUUGAACGCCACACAUCAUGCUGAUAAAAUUCCUUUCCUUCAGUCACUCGGUAUGCCAAGUCCUCCUAGAACUCCAGUAAAAGUUGUGCCUCAAAUUAGGAUAGAACUUGAGCCUGAAGACAAUGAUUAUUUCUGGAGGAGCAAGGGAACAGAAACUACAUUGUAACCUGUUUGUCUUUCUUUAAAAUUGACAGUUUUUGUUGUUAAUGUUCUGGGGUUUU